CGCUUCCCGUCGCCGCUCGGCGCUGGCGCUGGGGCGUACAGCCAGGCGAGCGGGGCGGCCGCGCUGGGCCGGGCAGGGCCUGGCGGGACUCGGGCCGCGGUGCGGCGCCAUGCGGGGGGCCCGGGCCGCCCCCUUCCGGCCGCGGCCGAAGCUGGUGCUGCUGCCUCUGCUGGUGCUGCUGGGCCACCGGACUCGGUCCCAGGACAGCCCUGGGCCACUGCAGUGCUAUGGAGUUGGACCCUUGGGCGACCUGAACUGCUCGUGGGAAGCUCUUGGGGACCUGGGAGCCCCCUCCACGCUGCACCUCCAGAGCCAGAAGUACCAUUCCAACAGAACGUGGACUGUGGCAGUGCCCACCGGACAGAGCUGGGUGACCAUCCUCCGGGAACAGCUUACCAUGUCUGAUGAACUGCUUGUCUGGGGUACCAAGGCAGGCCAGACUCUCUGGCCCCCAGUCUUCGUGAACCUGGAAACCCGAAUGAAGCCAGAUGCCCCCCGGCUGUACCCUGACGUGGACUUUUCAGAGGAUGAGCCCCUGGAGGCCACUGUCCAUUGGGCCCCGCCUGUGUGGCCACCCCAUAAGGUCUUGGUCUGCCAGUUCUACUAUCAAAGAUGCCAGGGGACAGCCUGGACCCUGCUGGAACCAGAAGUGAAGUCCAUGCCCCUGACCCCUGUUGAGAUCCAGGACCUGGAGCUGGCCACUGGCUAUGAGGUGCGUGGCCGCUGCCGAAUGGAGAAAGAAGAGGAUCUGUGGAGCGAGUGGAGCCCCAUUUUGUCCUUCCAGACACUGCCCUCUGUUCCAAAAGAUAUAUGGAUAUCUGGGAACCUCUGUGGGACACCAGGCAGACAGGAACCCCUGCUUCUAUGGAAGGAGCGGGGGCACUGCGUGCAGAUGAGCUAUAAAGUCUGGUUCCAGGCUGAAGACCAGGAGCUGAUCCAGAAGACGGCUCCCUGCUGCAGCUCCUCCAUCCCCACCCAGGCCGAGUGGGUCGGGGUGUCUGCCAUCAAUGCCACGAGCUGGGAGCCUCUCACCAACCUUUCUUUGGCCUGCUUGGGUCCCGCUGUCGCCCCCCACGGCGUGGUGGUCAGCCACAUUGCCGGCAGCACAGAGCUGCUGGUGACUUGGCAGCGGGGGUCUGGGGAGUUGCAGGAGCACGUGGUGGACUGGGCUCGAGACGGGGAUCCCCUGGAGGACCUCAACUGGAUCCGGCUUCCCCGUGAGAGCCUCAGCGCUCUGUUGCCAGGGAAUUUUGAAGGAGGGGUCCCCUACCGAAUCACAGUGACAGCAGUCUCUCCUUGGGGCUUGGCCCCUGCCCCCCCAGUCUGGAGGUUCAGAGAGGAACUGGCACCUCUAGCUGGGCCAGUGCUUUGGCGACUCCAGGAUGCCCCCCCAGGGACCCCCGCCAUAGCGUGGGGAGAGGUCCCAAGGCACCAACUCCGGGGCCAUCUCACCCACUACACCGUGUGUGUACAGAGCGGGACCAGGCCUUCUGUCUGCAUGAAUGUGAGUGGCAGCACCCAGAACAUCACCCUGCCCGACCUUCCCUGGGGUCCUUGUGAGCUGUGGGUGACCGCAUCCACCAUCGCAGGACAGGGGCCAGCUGGUCCCAGCCUCCGGCUUCACCUACCAGAUAACACCCUGAAGUGGAAAGUUCUGCCGGGUGUCUUUCUGCUGUGGGGCUUGCUCCUGACGGGCUGUGGUGUGAGCCUGGCCACCUCUGGAAGGUGCCUCCAUCUUCGGCACAAGGUACUGCCCCGCUGGGUCUGGGAGAAGGUUCCAGAUCCGGCCAACAGCAGUUGUGGCCGGCCCCACAUGGAGGAGGUGCUGCAGGCUCAGCCCCCCGGGGACUUCCCCAUCCUGAAAGUGGAGGAGAUGGAGCCACUACCAGUUCCGGAGCCCCCCCGGGCCCCCCCCCAGCUGGACUCUGGCUACGAGAAACACUUCCUGCCCACCCCCGAGGAGCUGGGCCUUCUGGGCCCUCCCCCAGGUCCCAAGUUCUGGCCUGAACCCAGCCCAGGCCAGGAGAGGGGUGCCCAUUUGACAGAUGAAGACACUGAGGCUCAGAGAGGCUGAGUCCCUUGCCUGAGGACGCCCAGCCAGGAAGAAGAGGUUGAAGGACCCCCUACAAAGGAGGGCCUGGCCCUCCUGGGAAUGUACGGAUGGAGGAGGGAGCAAAGGACCAUGUAUGAAUGUGAGCGGCAGCUCCCUCCUCCCAUCAGCCCCGCUGCCCUCCGCCCGGCAGGCAGCCGGGUGCAGCCCGGGGUUCCCGCUGCCGGCAGACUGCAGACUGCAGACUGCGGGCAGGAGUGCCGCGGGCUGAGGCCCCGACGAGGCCCGGACGGGGUCAGGGCUCCUCCGCACUCUCUCCCCUCGCCCUCGGGCUGGAGCACCAGUGUGCCCGCGAUCCAGCUCUAACCGGAGGGGACGGUGGAGCAAGAAGGGGAAAGGAAGCUCAGGCCCCGAGGGACUGCGGGACUCUGAGCCACCCAGAGAAACACACUUCCACACUCGUACAGCUCCUGUAGCUGGGGCACUUUGUCCAGCAGCCGCGUCUGUACUCACACCCACUCCAUCUCCGCCAGCAGCAGGAGGGAAGCCCUUUGCUUUCCCACCGGCAGGUGCUGAGCCGGUCCCGUGCCAGCAACACACACUCCAACUGUCCGAAUGCCUGAACGUUUUAUUUUCAAGUAUAAAGGCUUUGUCGUAGACGGGGACCAGGGUCACAGGCAGUGGGAAGCGCCCGGAAGCCCGGGAAGCCCGGGAGGAGGUGACGUGCGGGCCAGCUGGCUCCCGGGGGGCCCCCCCCCGCCCCGGUGUGCCUGGGAGCCGCUGCUGGACGCCCAGAGGCCGAGGUAGCUGUGAGAGGCGCUGGGGCGGGGUGGAGGGCGUGGGCUCACAUGACCGCACAGCACUGGCACGUCUUCUGCUUCGGGCCACUUGCCUCUUCACCCUCGGCAGGGGCAGAUGGCUCGGGCUGCCGGGCAGGGGCAUAGGUGGGCACGGGCCGGGCGCUGGGGUGGGCCCUGGGCCCUUGCGCCCGAAGAAGUGGCUGGCACUCGGCAGGCUGCUGUGGGGCGGGGGUCUCCGCCAGGAGGGGGGUGGCGUCCCCCAAGGGGCCCUGGCCCUGAGCAGGGCUUUGGGGUCUUACAGAUCUCUCCUCCAGGGAGCCUUCCUGCUUCUCCUGGGGCUGGGGUUCUUCUUCUGGCCUUGACUCUUCCUGGGCCCCCAAGGGAGCCCCUGCCUCACUCACCUCCUCUGCCUGACAUUCCUGUCCUCCCCCGGACUCUCUCUGCUCUUCGGGACUCAGAUCUUCCUCGACUGCUUCGGUCUUCUCUGCCUCCAGUGGUUCCUCACCUCCUCCUUUCUCGGCCUCCAAUGGCUCCUCACCUCCUGUUCUCUCUGCCUUCAGUGACUCCUCACCUCCUCUUUUCUUGGCCUCCAAUGGCUCUUCACCUCCUCUUUUCUCUGCCUUCACUGGUGCCUCAAUUCCUCCCUUCUCUGCCUUCAGUGACUCCUCUCCUCCUCCUUUCUCAGCCCCCAGUGGCGCCUCACCUCCUCCUUUCUCAGCCUCCAAUGGCGCCUCACCUCCUUCCUCGGCCUCCAGUGGCUCCUCACCUCCCGUUCUCUCUACCUUUGGUGAUUCCUUGCCUUCCUUUCUUUCCAUCACUAAUGGUUCUUCAGUUGCCUCUAGCUUUUCUUCAUCUCCUUUCUGCUCUACUCCCAGUGGUUCCUCAUCUUUCUUCUCUGCCUCUAGCUCUUCCUCACCUCCUUUCUGCUCUGGCUUGCUUCCUUCCCUCUCCACCAUCAGAGACAUGUCUGCUCCUUCCUGCUCUGUCCCUGCCUUUUCCUCACUCCCCUUUCCUCCGCCCACUGGUUCCUCUGCUUGGCUUCUCCCUGCCUCCCAGGCUUCCUCCCCUGCCCCCCUCUCUGCCCCCAGUGGACUCUCAGGUCCUCCCCCCUUUCCCCACACCCUUGGCCCUUCCAAUCCCUCCACCACCAGCUCCUCCCACUCCUCGCUGAGGGUCACCCUCUCCACCCAAAUGAAAGACCCCUCCUCUCCUCCAGAGCCCCCUGGCCCAUCAGCAUCAGGGCUGCCCCUGGGAAUGCCACCUUCUCCAGGAGCUGCUCCCUCCAGUCUCACCUGAAGCCUCGAUGAGCCGGUCUGCGCAGCCUUCUGGCCCCUGCCCGCCUCCCCUGUGGCCUCUGAGUCGCUGCUGUCCGGUCCUCCCACCCCCUCCCAGACCACCUCCACGAUGCCCCUGUCCUCUGUCACCCAGGAGGGGAGCUCUGGGCAGCUGGCUUCCUGCCUGUCCCCAACUGCCUCCAACACCAUCUCCUCUACCUUAGCCUCCAGCUCUGGGCCCGUGGCCCCCAUGGCACAGUCCUCUGUGGCCCUCAGCCCCUCCCAUACCACCUUCACCACACCCCCUUUGGCCUCAUCCACGCCCCCCUUGGAUGCUGCCUGCCCCUGACAAGGCUCCUGCUCUGGAAGGGGGCUGGGUCCAGGGCAGGGGCCAUUGGCUUCUGAGGAGGCCCCUGCUGCCCCAGGGAACAACCUCAGGGCUGGUGGAGCCCUGACAGCCUCAUCUCUGGGCUCAGAGGGGGACUCUGGGGACGUGUCCACUGGUCCAGCUGGUAGGGAGGCUCUCUUGUUCAGAUCAGCGUAGUCUUGGGGAGUGAGAGACAGGGGGUGACAGUGAGAUUCUGACCCCCCAGAUUCAGGCCCCUCUUCUUGGGACCCCCCAGGCCUGAGCACAAACACCCACCUGUGGGACCUGCCUCCACGGUAGGCUGGGAGAGAGGUCGGUGACCCUGUAGGGAUGGCAGAGACAAGGUCAGGCCAGCCAGUGUCUCCACCUCCAGCGUCCCUGCAUGCGGGUCCCCCCAGCCCAUCUCGCUCAGGACCAUACCCUCAGCCUUCCUCACCUGUCUUAUCACCCCCUGCUCUAAUGCCUCAUACACAGUAGGUCCUUAAUCAAUACUGUGCCCAUGAGCCAUAGCUCUAUAUUAGGGACCUACUCUGUCAGCUACUGAGGUUGCUGUGGGACAAGGAAGGGACACUUACUUAAGCCUUUUGCUAUGGGGACUUACAUUCCGGGGGGGUGAGGUAUAAACAUAAACACAAAUAAACAGGUAAUGCCAGGGAGUGAGCAAGACUAUGGCAGAAAAAAUAAAACAGCAGGAGGAAGGGCUCUGGAGGAAGUGACACUGAACAGAGAGAAACCCGAAGGGUAGGAAGAGCCAGCCUUGAGUCAAGAGGUAGGUAAGGGCAUUCCAGGCCAAGGGGAAAGCAAGUGCAAAAGCCCUGGGGCUGCAAUGAGCUACACAAGUUCAAGAACUAGAAAAGAGGGUCAGCAUAGCUGGAGUGCGGGGCGGGGGGCAGGCAGUGUGAGAGUAUGAAAAUGGGCUCAGGGAGGGGAGUGGAGGGAUGGCAAAGCUCCAGGGAUCUCCUCCUCACAGUUCUCUGAUCUUAUCCUCUUUCCAGCCUCCAGGCCUUUACAUGGGCUGCUUCCUCUGCCUGAAAUUCCCUUUCCACUCCUGCCUGGCUCCCACUCAGAUUCAAUAUAGAUGGCACUGCCUCCAAGAAGCCUUCCCUGAACCCCCAACUUCGCUCAGGUGAUUCCUCUGUGCUCCUCCCCUGCCCAGGUCUCCCCCCAUCACAGACUCUUGGACAGUGAGCUCCCGUGGGCCAGGAAUCCUAACUUGCACCUCUCUGGCAAGAACUCCUGGCCUAUGCUAAAAACCCAACAAGUGCUUCCCACAUCCGUGAACAGGGCUCCUUCUCCCUCUGUGCCCUGAAAUGGGCACCUAGGAGCUAAGGUCAGACAUCAGGGAGAGCAGGCGACUGUGGAAAAGCUGCACCUCACUGUGGCCAGGCACAAAUGUUGCCAGAUCUUUGGACUUCAGGGACAACCCAGAGAGCCAGAUUUUAAUGUGAAGUUGUUGAAAGCCUGUAUGUUGCAUAGCAUGCAGAAUAUAUCUUAAUAAAAGUCUACUAAAACAAAA
Messenger RNA from Mirounga angustirostris (Northern elephant seal), 6007 nucleotides. It is a transcript of the gene IL27RA, whose product is annotated as interleukin 27 receptor subunit alpha. The transcript is spliced from 14 exons. The coding region runs from base 110 to 2074 and encodes 654 amino acids. Gene Ontology annotation, molecular function: protein binding; interleukin-27 receptor activity. NCBI's taxonomy places the organism in Eukaryota, Metazoa, Chordata, Mammalia, Carnivora, Phocidae. The record is from RefSeq and is a predicted model, not a curated record.